UCGCCCAGUAACCAUAGCAACAGCCACAACUAAAGAUGGCGACUGCGUUGACGCUGAAGAUGCAGCUGCAGGGACUGGAGGAGGAAUUUUUCCGCAGAAACAGCAUUGCAGAAGAAAACCGAUUACGAGAACAUUGCGCUGCUGUGAAAAUCCAAAGCUGUUUCAGAGGGUUUAAGGUUCGAGCACAUAUCAGAUAUGUGCAGAAAAUCGCAAUCGUCAUUCAGAAAACAUGGAGAGGUUAUCGUAGCAGAAUGGAAUUCAGAAGCAUGGUUCAGAGAGCAUAUUUUAUUAUGAAGAUGAAUUUCUACAAUGAAAUGGCUGUCAGGAUCCAGAAAAUGUGGCGUGGAUAUUAUGUUCGAAAGUGCAUCCAUAAUUACUAUGACAUGAAAAAGUAUUUCAAAGGUCUUAGGAUGAAAAAUGAAAUUGUAAGGAAAGAACUGGAGGAGUACGAAGAGACAAAGAAGAAGGAAUGGGAAAAGAAAGCGAUGGAAGAGGAAGAGAGAAGAAAGCAUUACCAAGCCCGAAAGAUACAUUACCUCCUCAGCACUGAGCAGCUUCCAGGUAUUUAUAACUCUCCAUAUUUGCUGUGCCCAAAUGAGAUGGAGUGCAGGUUGCAACAGGUCAGGCCAUUGACUCCUAAUUCAUCUCAGAAAAAGGAUACCACUGAGGGUCUUGUGGAUCCAUCAAUACCUGAAAUUCCAUGCACCUCUCCUUCGUUAGGGCGACUGCCACAUUUAGGCUGGAAGAAACCACAGAUGAAAGAUGGACCAGGGAAAAAGGAGAAAAACCCAGGGAAGAGUCCUCUAACACUUCAGCAAGAGAAGAGGAUGCUGUCUUAAUAACUUUACCAAGACCAACACAUUCCAUACCAACAG
Messenger RNA from Hemiscyllium ocellatum (epaulette shark), 875 nucleotides. RefSeq names its product spermatogenesis associated 17 (gene spata17). The record is from RefSeq and is a predicted model, not a curated record. Gene Ontology annotation, biological process: establishment of meiotic spindle localization; mitotic cell cycle; spindle organization. Bases 36 to 839 code for a protein of 267 amino acids. The transcript has 8 exons. Gene Ontology annotation, molecular function: protein binding. Gene Ontology annotation, cellular component: spindle pole. Lineage: Eukaryota; Metazoa; Chordata; Chondrichthyes; Orectolobiformes; Hemiscylliidae.